UGGUUCCGAUUCGGGCACGUGGCAGUUGACAGUUUGAGCCGAACCAAAAAGUCCCAUGAGCGAGACCAGCGCCGCGCUAGAGAAAGUUCGGAAGCAGUGCGUUCUCGACGCGCUCAGCGAGUCCCACGGACGAGAGACCAAGGCGCUCGACUCGGCCCAAGACGGCAAGAAGUCGAAGCUCCUCAUUCGGCAGCAGGAGGCCCUGGACCACCUCGAGUCGUACCACCAGAAGAAGCAGUCGCUGCUCGACCAAGUGCAGCAAGGCGAGGACGCGGCGCUCGCGCUCGAGCAAGAAGAACGCACCAAAGAGACGUUGCGUUUCGACGACAACGACUGGCGCGCGCUCCAGAUCAAGCACAGCGACGAGCUCGAGUCGCUCCGCACGCGCCACGCCCACGAGCAGCAACAGCUCCUCGAAGCCCACGCGGCCGAAGACACGGAGCAGCUACAGAAGCAUUCGCCGGCGCAGGACCAGCUGGACGACCGCAAAGAGUACGACGAGCAAUGCAUGCAGUCACAGCACCAGCGCGACAAGGUGCACCUCUCGGAGAAGCACGCGUUCCAAAAAGAGUAUGCACUUGGUCGCCACGCGCGCGCCCGAGCAGCAUUGGAGCUCAAGCACAAGCAAGAGCAAGCUGCCUUUGAGAAGCUCGAGGAAGAAGAGGCGAUGAUAGUCACCCGUAUGCAGCGUCAGCAAAGCGACUCGCACGAAGUCUCGCACCGCCGCGCGAUGGAAGCCCUCGCGGAGAAGCAAGCGGGCGAAGUGGAACGGGCCAAGGCCGCCAGUGACGUGCACGAAUUCGUCGAUCAAGUGUACCCUGGCAAGACCAAGUUUCCCAACUCGCCAUAA
Molecule: messenger RNA, 850 nt
Organism: Saprolegnia parasitica CBS 223.65
Lineage: Eukaryota; Oomycota; Saprolegniomycetes; Saprolegniales; Saprolegniaceae
Exons: 1
Coding region: 56-850 (264 amino acids)
Source: RefSeq, a predicted model, not a curated record